UUCUGUUUAUUGCAAGGCAAAGUGAACAUAGGAUAAGAGUUUGAUUCAACUUCGGACAAGGUUCCUGGCAGACCCAAGGGAUGUGACUACUAAGUAAAGCCACUCAUUUGUAAUAAUUCUUCACAAACUUCACAAACUAACGUUUUUACAUCCUCAGAGACUGUCAGUCCCAUCCCUCACACGCCCUCAUCUCCCCCAGCCCCAACCACCCAUGCCAGCCACCUCCCGAGGCUCAGUCCUGCCCAUGGAAAGACACAGGCUUUGGAGGCAGGCAGACCUAAGUUCAAAUUUAAUUCUAUCACUUUCUAGGUAUGUGACCUUGUGUAGUUUACUUAACCUCUCUGUAUCUCAGUUUCUUCAUCAGUAAAUCGGAUGUAAUGAUACCUACCUCAGAGUUACCUCAUAGACAAAGUACCUGGGCUUGUUACUUCCCAAACUUACUUUCCCUUAGUUCCCAAACCUUUCUGGAGGUUCAAAGCCCCUUCAGAUAAGGCUUAGCACACCACUCACAGCAGGAAGGUCUAAUCUGCAGGACCUCCUCUUAUUCCCCAACCUCCCUCUCACACUGGCCUUCUCUGAACUGACCAGUUUACCAUAGCAACCUCUGGGAUGGGGUAUCUCACCAGGGACUGGAGCCAGCCCCUCUCCAUGCAGAUGGCCCUCCUGCAGGCUGCAUCUUACCCUGUGCUCUGAUCCUCUUACUGGGGCUUGUGCUGCGGCCCUUACUGCACCUUCCCAUCCCGACUGUCACUGCCUUUCCUGUUGGCUGCAUGCAGACAAGUUACUGCGAAGAUGCCUUUCCAGAAGCUCCAUGUACUUUCUGCAAAAAUGUGUAUUAGGAGCCCAUUUGGGACUUGGCUUCAGAGCUCAGAAUGCUUACUUCUCAUCAUCCUCAAGGAUGGUUGUUCUUCAUCCACAGAGAACAAAUUUGAUGUUUGUAAAGUGCCACAUUGUAAUAGAGGGGAAACGUGACCAGAAAUUGAAGGCUCUGGUGCACCCAUCCCUUCUUCAGAGUGACCACUUCUCCAAGGGUUCUUGGUAUCUUCAUUUAUAAAAGGGCUUAGUUAUGAGGAUCCAACAAAAUGAGGUGGUAAUGAAAAUUAAAUCAAAGCAAAGCAAAUCAAGCAGUAAUUGCCAGUACUGUUAACCUCUUGGGGACUUUCUCCUGGGACUGACAGGCUACAAACUCUGUAAGAAUAGAAACUGCUGACAUCCUGUUCCACACUGUUUCCCUCAGGCCUGACCCUAUGUCUGAAAUGGAACAGGCUUUCCAUAAAUAUUUGCUGAUUGGUUGACUAGUUGAGUUCCCCAUCUUUUCAAUGAAGGGGUUGCACUUAAUUAUCUUAAGCCUCUUCUCCCACCAGCUGUAAAAUGCUGCCUACCCACAGGACGGGGCUGGGGACAGCUAUUAACUUUUUUUGUUUUAAUCAAAAAUGAGACCAAACCAAAAAGAAAUGAAAUUUAAUUUCUUGCAUGUCUCAUAAAUUUGGCAUGAAAGGCAAUUCCAAAACAAGAAUUCCAAGAAUGUUCUGAGUAAUGGCAACAUUGCCAGAAAAACAUGUAUAGCUUCCCAAAGUGGCCACUUUGGAAAGGGUAACCCUCAACAGAUGGAAAUGUUUUAAAAUGUUUGUAUUAAAAAAAAUAGGAGUCCCAUGACUUUGCAGUCACAUGGAGAUGGAGAGUGUUCACCGGGAACCCCAACUUGUGCUGAGCACUGCAGAGCCCAUUACAUCUGACAUGAGGAGACAGACCCAGGGAGGGAUUCAGGAAAGACACCCAGUGUAGUAAGAGGGCCUGCUCAUUAAGCCAACACAGCCACGUGUCAGCAAGUAAAACAGACAAGAAGGGAAGUGGGGCUGGGCUGGGCCAAGGCUUGGAUGAAUCAAGCCUUCCCAUGGGGUGGGGAUGGCCUAUCUAAAACACUAGCCUCCAUUAAAUCCCCUAUAAAAGGUUCCUCUGCUGCUGACCUGGUACUCCAUACAUCGCCUAACAGACACUUGUUCAUCCUGCCUGUGUAUUAGGUAAGUGCCCUCCUGAGGAACCUCUUUCUCAUUCUCAGUGUCUUGGUGAUCUGAGCUCAUAAAAUCAGGCUGUCAGAUCCAGGCUGUAGGUGCCAGCUGGGGGCAGAAAGUAUCCACUCUGACUGGGCCUCAGGCAAACUGGGUGUGUGCACGUGGGAGAGGAUGCUCUUCUGAAGCCAUGGGCCUCUUUCCUUCUCCCCUGUGGCUAGCCUGGCAGCAGCUUCUCCUCCUGAAGCCUGUUUUAGCAGCAGCAAUAGAACCACCCAUGUGCCUUCCUGUACAUCAAAGGUGUCUUAUUCUUAAGGUUCUGGAAGCCUCUUUGCUGUGCUCAGAGUCUGUGAGGCCAGAAUCAGGUUACUCCUGCCAGCCUGACAAUGGGCUUGAAACUUCUCACAGGGGAAGGGGCUUACAUGGCGGUUCUCCCCCACCUCAGGGCCAUAUUUAGGCAAGAUGAGUUUAUAGAUUUACCCGAAGGGAUCUGAAGUGUAACUAAAAAGUCAUCUUAUUAUUUUUAAUAUUUAUAGGUCAGAGGUUAAGGUUUGCCAUGUGGUAAACAACAACAACAAAAAAAAAAAACAGGAUCUUUUCAUUUCUCUGUUGAGAUACAAUAUUCUGAGUUUUGUACCUUGAUGUACAAAAGCAAAGUCUGUCUGAAACUUUUGGCUUCUGGGGGGUAGAAAGGACACUGCCUGAAGAGCCCACCUAGGGUCUGUAACCUUCGGCCACAUUGUCCCACCUUCCCCAGUGCCAAGUCUUCCUCCUUCCUGCCUCCCCUCAUUCUCCUGCCUCUGCACCCAGGCCUUCCUUCUUUCAUGCCUUCUCCUUCCCAUCUCACGGUGCCCUCUCCCAGUGUCCCAGCUUCUGUAGCCUUCUAUCUCCCCCUGCAUUUGAAACUUGCCAUCUCCAAUGCCAUCUCCUGGUCUCUGAGGCUUCUGCUUUAAUGCAUCUCCAAGUCCCUUUGCCUCUUGCCCAACCAGUUGCACCCAAGACUCACUUUAAGCUAUGCCCAGAUCCCUGGCUAACGAGAAGGAAAAUCUCUCCCUUCAUUUUGGAGCCAUUCCUCACAGGCCAACAGCACUGUGGGCUGGCAGAAGCCACACACCUAUGGGCAGGCUGACCUCCCUUACAGGUUCCAGUGCUGAGGACAGAAGUUACACUCAGAGGAACUUAGGACUUGGAGCAUUGCCAAUAGCUGGUAGCCCAGCCUCUUCCUGAAUACCUACCCAAAAGGCAGCAAGAAAGGGUGGAGUCAGGCCCCUGAUGUUCCUGCUUGGCCCCACCCAAGGCAGGGGUUGACUUACAUAUGUAUUUAUUGCCUGUCAGUGUUCCCAGCAGGACCCUAACAUCAUAUAACAGACAACCAUUGACUGGAUAGACUGUCCACGGGGAACAGUCUAGAAGGCUCAUUGCAUUUGGGUUAAGGAGAUACGGGUUCUUGGUUUCUUGGUUCCCCCAAGCUGUGGGGCCUUGAGCAAAUCUCCUAACUUCUCUGAACCUAUUUCCUCAUCUAUAAAAAAGUGGAGAUAAUAAGGAGAACAAGAGAUGAUGCAUAUGGAAAUGCUUUGUGAGCAGUAGUCUACAUAGAUGUAAAAACAUUAGGUAUGUGUAUAAUAAUAUCAUAAUGAUAUUUAAUAACUGCCACUUAGUAUAAGCCAGCAUCUGCCAAAUACUUUAUAUGAAUUAUCCCUUUUAAUCUUCACAAUAAUCCUAUCAAGUACAUACUUGAUAGGAUUACCUUCCUUUCACAAUGAGUAAACCAAGGCAUGGAAAGGCAAAGCAACCUGUCCUAGCUCACCUGACAGGUAGGUGGUGAGGCUAGCAUAGAAGUCCUGACUCUGGAGCCUGCCACUAACCAUGGUGUGCCCCUCCUUCCCAUUCAUAAAAUCCAUUAAGUAGGAAAGGGCAGGGAAGACCCAGACUGAGACACCGGAAGCAGAGCUGAAAAUGCAAGAAGAGACCUGGAAGAAGCAGGAGGAAACGCUAAGGUUGAUUUUGGAGCCCCCAUGGGGGCUUUGUUUCUUUCUCCAGCUUGAGUCCAAAGAUGCCUCAGUUAUUGCGAAACAUUAAUGGGAUCAUCGAAGCCUUCAGGCGCUACGCCAGAACCGAGGGCAGCUGCACGGUGCUCAUCCGGGGGGAGCUAAAAAGGCUCCUAGAACAUGAGUUUGCUGAUGUCAUUGUGGAACCGCAUGAUCCUGCCACUGUGGAUGAAGUCCUGCACCUGCUGGAUGAAGAUGAUACAGGGACUGUGGAAUUCAAGGAAUUCCUGGUCCUGGUGUUUAAAGUUGCCCAAGCCUGUUUCAAGACAAUGAGUGAAAGUCCUGCUGGGGCUUGUGGAUCUCAAGAGUCUAGGAGCCUUCCCACUGGGGCCUCACAAGAGCUGGGGAAAGAACAGAGCAGGAGAGCUGAAGUGGGGCAGGCUAGAGAAGGACAGCAUCGAGAGGGGAGCCAAUGUGGACAGAGCACUCAGGCCUCCAGAGGACAGGCAGGGAUUGGGGCUCAGACCCAUGGUCAGGAUCUUGGCCAGGACAGGCAGUCUGAAUCUCAGAGACAAGAGAGUCAGCAGACACAAGCUGGGGGACAUGUGCAGCAGACCCAGAGAGUGGGAGAAGCCAAGAGUCACCAGACCAGACAGAGGGAGUCAGAGAGACAGUCACAGACCAGGGAACAGGACAGAACACACCAGACAGGUGACCCAAUGACUGGAACUGGAACUCAGACCCAGAGAGAUGCAACCCAGACUAUGGAGCAGGACAGGAGCCAUCAGAUAGGAAGGCCUGGCACGCAGCCACAGGAGUUCACCCAUGGCCAGACCAGAGGGACUGAGGUCCAGGGUCAAGAUAGGAGCCAGACAAGCCAGAUAGUGACAGGAGAACAUGUUCAGACACCGGGAGGUGCCGCCCAGGCCAUGGAGCAGGACAGGAGCCGUCAGAUAGGAAGGCCUGGCACACAGCCACAGGAGUCCACCCAUGGCCAGACCAGAGGGACUGAGGUUCAGGGUCAAGACUGGUGCCAAACAAGUGAAGUGGUGACAGGAGAACACAUUCAGACACAGGCAGGGUCACAAACCCAGAGACACACCCAGACCAUGGCACAGGACAGGAGCCAGACUGCAAGUCACAUAGGGGAUAGAGAUGAGGGACAGACUCAGAGGCAGUCAGGCAGUGGUCAAAGAUGGACACAAGUGAGCCACUAUGAGGCAGGAGAGAGAAAGCUGGGAGGACAGACCCAGGCUGGGGCAAGCACUCUGACAGGCAGACAGGACUGGAGCAACACUCACCCAAGGUGUACUGUGACAGGUGGGCAGGGAGAGAGAGAACCCACAGUGGUUACCCAGGAGUGGGUGGAUGACCACACAAGGGAGAUGGUGACCUCAAGGCAGAACCAGGGCAGCCUGCACAUUGGCAUGCCUUCAGCCCAGGGCCAGGAGGCAGCCCGGCCAGAAGGCAAGUGAGGCCUCACAGCCAGGGGGCUAUAUUCCUACUUCAAGAGCAACAAGCUGUGA
Zalophus californianus (California sea lion) is the source of this 5523-nucleotide messenger RNA. RefSeq names its product cornulin (gene CRNN). Lineage: Eukaryota; Metazoa; Chordata; Mammalia; Carnivora; Otariidae. Gene Ontology annotation, cellular component: cytoplasm. Gene Ontology annotation, biological process: regulation of phosphatidylinositol 3-kinase/protein kinase B signal transduction; positive regulation of cell cycle G1/S phase transition; cellular response to cytokine stimulus. Gene Ontology annotation, molecular function: calcium ion binding; transition metal ion binding. The record is from RefSeq and is a predicted model, not a curated record.